This is a messenger RNA of Pygocentrus nattereri (red-bellied piranha), 1957 nucleotides long. RefSeq lists its product as uncharacterized. The record is from RefSeq and is a predicted model, not a curated record. Lineage: Eukaryota; Metazoa; Chordata; Actinopteri; Characiformes; Serrasalmidae. The coding region runs from base 125 to 1957 and encodes 610 amino acids. The transcript has 9 exons.
CUCAUGGAGAGGAGACAACUCACAGCUCCGCCGCUCAGCUGUGCCAUGGGCAGGCGAAAUGAAUGUGAUUAGGAGGCUAAUCCCGAUGAAAGGUGUAAGAAGACAGGUAAAGGCAAGCUGAACGAUGACAACCAGAUUACUUGAGUCCUUCAAUGCCUUGGAUAGUUAUUCCAAGAGAGUGUUGGAGAGACAUGCAAAGAAGAACUGCCAGCUAAGUAUGCCAAGGCACUGCUUUGCACAUGAUAAGAGGAACACAGUGCUGGUGUUGCACUAUGACUUGGACUUUCUCACUCCCAGAACGUCUGUUUAUAAACCCAAAUCCAAUACGGAGCAUGCUGGGGAGGAGCAAGAUCAUCUUCCCAAAAGACUAAGGAUUUCGAAGUCUUCAGCCCCAGUAACCAGCAUGAAAGGGAUCUCCAGCAUCAGAUCAGUUGAGGUUGUCAGUAGCAAAAUCAACAUACGCCCAUUCACAAGCAAUGAAAACACGGCCUGGACAAGCCCAACUAAUGUUAAGUCUUCAGGCAGAAACGUGUGCCAAGACAAAGAGGAAGAGAGACCGAGUUUCAUGAUCACAUCUUUAAAGAAACCUCUUCGGCCCUGCAGACGAUCCCCACACAGAAUGAAGUGGUCAAGAGAGGUGGAGAAUGUACCCUCUUUACAUGCACUAAACAAGGACAGUAGCAAGGCCUUGGUGGGAAGCAGCCUUGGAUACACAGACACCUCUCACUGGCGCUCCAACUCUUUUAAUGAUGAUGGACCAUUUAAAUUACCUGAGUCAGUUGGAAUCCUGGUUACUCAGGAACUUCAUCAAGAGAUUGAUGCUGAGCUUGGUACCAGUAGGCUUCAUAAAAAUGGAACUGGAGAGACAUUUGAAAGAGAGUUUACCCAAGAGCAGUUAUCUCCAUUUGAAAAGGAAUUUCUCGAUGAGCCGGUUCCUCUUAGCUUGGAAGAUGAGCUGGAGAGGACAAAUGUAAAAGUGCUUACACCUUGCCCGGCAUCUGUUUAUAAAGCAUUGCCGAUAGUCAGUGAAACGUACCCUGUGGUAUACAGACCACAGCAGCAGCAUCAUGAGCCCUUCAGCAGCCCAGGCUUUCACUGUCUGGAUCCCGCAGAACCUUUGACCCAGGUCACUGCAGUCCGAAAGAGCAAAGUCCACUCAACCAUCAUCCACAUUACUGAGUCCCUGCAAACAGACUACAUGAUCCGCAGUCUGAGAGAAAGACAGUGUUCAAGGUCCUACUCAAGAUCAGGGCUCAAAGCGACAAGGACGGGGGCCUAUCACGUGAACCUGCAAAUGCUCUCAGCAGAUGGAAAUGUUGUCAAGUCUCCAGAUUUGAGCCGACUCCCGCUCCAUAAUCAUAAAGAUGUGUCUUUGUCUGUACCUACAAACAAAGGUCCACUGAUUCCUCUGGUCAUGCCUAGAAGAAAAGUGCUUUCCUCUACUUGUGUUGGCCCUGUGGUUAAUGGCAAGAACCCUAAUCAAACUUAUGCCAGUCAAGAAAUUCCCUCAACCUACUCUAAACUACUGUAUGGAACCUCAAGAAGAUUCAGCAACAAAUGUUACACCUCAGCUCCACAGACCCAGCAAAGCAAAGCCAGCGAUCCAAAAAACAAGAUGGACUUCCUAUUCAUCUCAAAACCAGUCACGUACAGUCAAAAUGGUAUGAAAGGCAUUAUCGCCAAACAAAAGACUUUUAAAGAAGACCUGUCCAAGGAGGCAACCGUGCUGUGUGAAGACUUUGUGUCACAAGGUGCAAGUUGUGAAACUUUUGAUAUGAAUGAGAUGAACUUUUCCACUCCAACCAGUAGAGUAGAUUGCAGGUCCCAGGACACUACAACCCCAGUAAAGGAAGCUGGGGUCACAGAUCAUACUGGCAUUGAAGACACUAGGAAGCUCAGUUAUAUCUUGCACCUUCCUCAGCCAAUAAACAUCCCAACUGCUGAUAGCUGGAAUUAA